This is a messenger RNA of Penicillium hordei, 966 nucleotides long. RefSeq names its product fungal specific transcription factor domain-containing protein. The transcript has a single exon. NCBI's taxonomy places the organism in Eukaryota, Fungi, Ascomycota, Eurotiomycetes, Eurotiales, Aspergillaceae. Bases 1 to 966 code for a protein of 321 amino acids. The record is from RefSeq and is a predicted model, not a curated record.
AUGACCAACAAACCUUGCAAUGCGAAUGAUGAAGAUAUUGUAGACGGGAUGGUUGAAGUGGGAAAGCCACUCACUCAACCCACAUCGAUGUCGUACUGUCUCCAACGGAUUCGAUUGGGCGAGUUUUGCCGCGAAAUCACGGAUUGUGCUCCAUUUGGAAUGUCCGAUCCAGGAGGCCCGGACUAUGAACACACGAAACAGAUUGACAUUAAGAUUUGUGAAUUUGCUGAGAGUCUACCAUCGUUCUUUUCGCUGGACUUUAGGUCGGACGAGCUGCCAAAAUCUGAUCCUCGGAGAUCUCCUGGAAUAAUCAUCCAACGAUACAAAAUCAAUUUUCUGCUGCAUGCGCAAAGGUGCAGAUUUCACUUGCCUUACUUGUCGCGAGCGUCGAAGGAUCCUGCAUAUGAUUACUCACGCAAAGCAUGUCUGGAAGCUGCUCGAAUGGUGAUUCGAACCGAGCGCCAGUUUUCGGUGGAGGUGAUCCCCUUUGUGGCGGCGCGCCUGAAAUUUCCAGGCUUGCUACAUUGCAUCGGCAUGGCGAUUAUUGUUCUCCUCAUAGACUUUUGCGGGAGUGGUCAUCCGCAGGAAAAGGACAUAUCGGAAACUUUGGAAGCAUUUUCGAUUCUAGAAAAUGCGAAAGAGAAAUCUCCUCUUGCAGGAAAGUUGCUUGAAACUUUCAAGACGGCUCUUCGCCGGCACAGCGCUUCGGGUUCAGCUGCUGGGGGGAAUACAACAACGCAAUCCACUGUUCAAGAUCCCGAGGCUGCGUCAGGAUUUGCCUGUGGCUCUCUAGCACCUACAAGCAUGGUAUAUCCGACAGGCAGUAACAUCGAUGACUUCCUAAUGGACCCUACUUUGCCUGCUCUAGAUGACCUCUGGCAGAUAUUCGAUGACAAUGUCGACCCAGGAACAAUGGACUGGAGCAGCUUCUUUACCGAGUCAAAUACUGCAUUUCUGUCAAUGUAG